Molecule: messenger RNA, 5320 nt
Organism: Exophiala xenobiotica
Lineage: Eukaryota; Fungi; Ascomycota; Eurotiomycetes; Chaetothyriales; Herpotrichiellaceae
Exons: 1
Coding region: 157-4917 (1586 amino acids)
Source: RefSeq, a predicted model, not a curated record
GGGCAUGUCUCAGCGUUGUUGGCAUUUCAUUCAUGUUGGGCAUUGACCAUUCAUCUUUCAUGUUGGCAGUGCUUUCCACCUCAUCGUUUGCUUGUCUCUUCCUUUUUCCACAUUGAUUUCGUUCUCUUCAUACAACCUUCUAGCCGCAUCACAGCCAUGGAUAAUCAUGCCUCUUCACGCGCUGAUGAGUCGAAACUCAAAUCGUCCAAUGCAACCCCCAGACCUUUGACAAAGCCGUCCACACCCAGGCUGUCUACUUCCACAAGACCGUCAACAACUUCCUCUGCGGCCAGGGCAAAUGGUGGCAGUUCCCUGAGUAAACCUCCUGCUCGUCCAACAACUACCACUGUCAGAAAACCUGCAAGUACAACUACUUCUUCGAACCCUGCAACUGCAGCCCACCAGAAGAGACAGUCGGUCAGUUCCGUUGAUGAGAGACCGUCUGGUGAUGAGAAGGGCAAAGCUGGAAUAUCUGCCAGACCUAAGAGGAUGUCCUUGGCUUCAAACACAAGUGCAGACCGGACUGCGACCACCAAGACCGUUGCCGCAACCCCAGCAAGACGGACAACUCUCCAGCCAGCUACGUCCACCCGACCAAGUGCUGCCAGCCCAGUAGGCGCAAGAAAGGUACCUGCUACACCUAGCACCUCGCGUACCGCUACCAGCACCACCACACGACCGAGACCACUUGCAACCACUUCCUCGCGGAAUGUUGUCCCCAGCACCCUGGCCGAGAAAAAACGGCUGAGUACAAUCCCUGCCUCUCCUGCCGCCAAGACAGGUGCUGAGGAGCCCGAAGACAACAAGGAGAAUGUCGUCACAUCUGGAGCAAAGAGACCCGUCCGGCCCGCACUAGGAUCUAGAAAAUCGACCCGGUCGGUCAUGAUCGAGCAGCAAAUCCGUGACUUUGAGCUUGUCAACACCAUGCUCCAAGCUGCUAUGGCUUCGGAUGGUGCAGACGACCAAGAACAACAGUCUGUCAACGACGAGGCUGCGGCUACAAUCUCAAAGCUCAAGUCGGAUCUCAGCAAAGUCCGGGAAUUCGAACGGACACAUAGUCGCCUACCCACCAAUGCCGAGCUUGAAGAGCUUGCGUCCGCCACAGUGGACAGCGAAGGCAAGCAUCAACCCGAAGAACCUGCAGGCCAGGUUGAAGAUGCUCCUACUGUAGAGACUGGGUUGCAGAACGAAUUGGCGCAAAGCAAGGCUCAAGUCGACACAUUACAAGCAGAAUUGGUCGACCUGAAGAACAAACUGGACACGUUCAGCAAAAGCGCAGAGGAAGAAAGCCAACGCGUGCAGCAAGCAACCGAAGCAAUCAGAGUUGAGCAUGCCACCAAGAUCGAGGAGCUUACUACACUGCACGAAAGCAAGCUUCGCGAAUUGGACAGUGCACAUGAAACAAAGGUACAGGAAUUGACUAGCAGUCAAACGUCCCAGGCAGACGCACUCAAGCAACAGUUGUCUACCCAUAUAGCCGCUAAAGAAUCUGAGGCUGAUGAGCUGAGGUCCGAGCUCGAUCAACUUCGAAAGUCCAAUUCCGAGAAUGAGUCUGCAAUGGAGGCGGAGGUCGAGAAACUGAAAGUUGAACUCUCAGAUCUUCAGACCUCGGCCGCGAAGGACCAGUUCACAAAGGAUGCAGAAAUCGCAAAGCUCAAGCUUGAUCUCGAAGCCAAGAAAGUCGAACCAGACAGUGUAAGUGCAAGCGAAUUUGUGCCGUCGCCGAGUCAGUCGCCAAGUCAUGCUACGGAGCUCGAGGAUGCGCAGAAGAAGCUCGCAGCUGCCCAGUCUCGACAUCAGGCUGCAAAGGAGAACGCAAAGACAAAAAUCGCAAAGUUGCAGGAAGAAUUGGAGACCAAAACCGCUGCUCUUGAAGCACAGCACCAGGGCGAACUGAAGAUGUUCAAGGAGAAGCUGGAGCAAGCAGAGGCCGAGUCUGUGGACAAACAGAAACAAAUUGACCAACAACGAGAGGAACAUGCAAAGAUCAACGAGGAAAUGUCUCGCCAAGGCCAGGUUAUGCAGUCCCUGAAACAGCAACUUCUGGAUUUCCAACAAAGCAAGAAGGAAGAAAACGACGCUCAAACUGCGUUGAUCUCUGAAUUGCGAGACCAGAUUCAAGCUCUUCAGCAACAAAAGGCCGAUGAACUGGCAAAUGCUGAGAAGGCACACCUCGAGAAUAUCCGGGACAUCGAGAGUCAAUUAGGUGCAGCGAAAGAGCAGCUUGUGAAGGCUGAAGACUUGCACAAGACUAGACUCGAGGAGGCCUUGAAGAAGUCUGAAGACGGACUCAGUGCUGCCAAUACAGAGCUUCAGGAUGCAAAAGCCUCUCAUGCCAGCAAACUAGAAGCUAUGCAAGCUGAACUUCGAAACCUCAGCGACCAAGCCAACGUCAGACAAGACGACCACGAAAAAUCAGUUUCGGCCCUCCAAGCUCAAUUAGACGAGGCAAAGUUGGCUCUUACGGAAGCUAUCGAGAAACACCAGAAGCUUCUUCAAGACCACGAAACUCAAAGUAACACUGCCAAGGAAGAAUUAUCUCGCCUGAAGGCCAGCCAUAAUGAGCAACUUCACCAAGCACGCACUGAAGCGCUGUCAAAGCACGAAGAAGAUAUUGCUAGUUUGAAGGUCGCUCAUGCAAAUGAGGUGCAGCAGCUUGAAGAGAAGGUCCACUCUUCACAAAAGGAAAUGUCAUCUCUUAAGGAGACCCAUGCGGCUCGUAUUCAACAGCUUGAGGAGCAAACGAGAGCAUCGUUGUCGGACCUGGAAACCCUCGAAACCGGUCAUGUUGAAGAGCUCAACCGAGCCAAGGCUAAGGCUGCAGAACUGCAGCAAAAAGCACUUGCAGAAGCAGAGAAGACCCAUGUCGAGAGAGUUCGACAAUUGGAGCAGCAACUCAACGCUGUUGGGGCUGAGUUGUCGGGUGUGGAGUCUGGGCACGCCCAGGAACUCGCUGAGUUGGAAAGACAACGAGUUCUGGAUCAUGAAGUCGCCAUAAGUGCACUUAAAGAGUCUCAUACGAACAGUAUCAAGGAACUCGAGACGCAGCUGAGGUCCGCCCAGGAUGCAUUGGAGUCAGCACAAGCCGAGCAUAGUUUGCAACUCAAGAAAUUGGAAGAGGAGACCGAUUCCAAGCAUGCCAAGACGAUCGAGUCGUUGAAAGCCAGCCACGCCGAGCUCUUGAAUGAGGUUGAAUCCAAAGCCAAGGUUGGUCAAGAGCAAGCUAUCGAGGAGGUGCGUGCUUCUUUGGCUGAGGACAAGCGUCAGCUUGAAUCGCAGUCCAGAGCCCUCCAGUCCGACCUGGAGGGCACCAGAUUUCAGCUCCAAAGCUUGAAGGGGAUUCUCCAAUCAUUGGACGAAGAGAGCAGAUCGAAAGACCAAGAACACGCCGAAGCCCUUGAAAAGAUGGAUCAGGAGUUGUCCACGGCUGUUCAGAAGGUGGCAGAAAAGUCCACGCAAUUUAUGAAUCUGCAGAUGAGCCAUGACCAGGCUUUGACUGAGGCAAAGAGAACCCUGGAGAGGAACUCUCAACAAGAAUUGGCCAAUCUGCGUGCUGACCACGAAAAUGCGAUUGCGGCACUCCGAGACACACUGGAGGAAGAACACAAGCAGGCCACGGACAAGAUUCGGGAAGAGCAUGCCAGGUCGAUUGAGGCUGAUCAGGAGAGGAACAAGUUGCAACACGAGGAGUUGGAGAGCAGAAUGAAGGAGGCGCACGAUAGUCAAAUGGAUGAGAUCUUGAAGACCUUGGAAAGUCAGUGGAAGUCUCAAGUCGAGCAGCUGGAAGAGACAAAUGCGGCCGCUAGUUCCCGCCUCGCAGAAGCUACCGCGGACCAUGCGGAAGCUAUCAAGAGCCUGAAGUCGGAACAUGAAGCAGCUAUUGCGACUUUGCACGCAGAGUUGGAAGCUGCUCGUAAGGCUUCUGACCUCGCCAAGGACACCACUGAGCUUGAUGAACUUAAAGACCAGCUCACCCGAGCUCGUGAACAAGUCCUGCAUCUCGAGCAGAGUCACCAAGAGGCAAUGGCCGUUGCUGUUCAAGAGCGCGAGUCUGCCUUGGCGGCCAUGAAACAAGAGCUAGACACAGCAAAAGAGAUGGCCGAGCAACGACCGGAUCCUGCCCAGUUUGAGGAGUUGAACAGCAAGUAUAUUGAAGCGCAGCAAUCGCUCGACGAGCUGCGUGAAAAGCAUGAGCAGGCCAUUCGCGAGACUCAGGCACAAUAUGACGACAAGUUGGAGAAGCUCUUUACAGAACUGAAUGAAGUCAAGAAGGGCGCUGAAGACAUGCCAGACGCCGCAGAACUGGAAGAUGCCAAAGCAAAUCUCCAAGCGGCAACGAAGUCAAUUGCUUCCCUUCAGUCCGAACUAGAUGGGGCGAUGCUUGAGAUCGAGACACAACGAACCAUGGCAGAGAUCGCACAAAAAGAGCUCGGACAGUUGAAACAGGCUCAAAAGGAACGCGAAAUGGUUGCGCUACCUAGUCCCAAGCCUCGAGGAAAAAGCAGAAGUCCAAGAAGAAAAUCCAUGAAUCCAUUGUCGCCUGCAGGUCCGAAGAAAGGUCUUGAAUCUAGCAAAUGGGCUGCUCCUGAAAGUUCUGUAUCAGGAGAGGCACAGGUCUCUCCGACCCAAGGCGAAGAAUCUCCACGUGGUCCGAGAGGCGGAGACACGGAGAAUCAAGCCAUUGAUGCUGCUGUCGGUGCUGAGUCAGUCUUCUCUGAAUCGGCACAGACAGCAUCAACAGACGGAAAGCGUAACCUGGCCGGUCAAUUGGCCGGCAUUCAUGAGGAGAUUAAACAACUAGGCGAGCUCAGUGAGGACAUGUUCGAAGACCAUCAGAAGAUGGCGAGAACGUUGAACAAGGUUGACGAUAGCACGACGACCACAGUUGAUGUUCAGGAGGAAGGCGUGGAUGCGUGAUCGAUAUGACGAGGAGCCUUUGAUGGUGUUUCGAUGGGAUUGUUGUCUUGUCAGAUCAGGACAUGUAUCGUUGGGCAAGGUCUUGGAGGGGACAGGAACUACCAAGAUGAGGUCUCCUGUGGUGGGUUUUCGUUCGUCGGGGCUUUUUUGUUUAUGGCUUCUUCCACGUUUUCCUUGAGUCUAAUCUUUGCAUUCCAUUGGGUUUGACUCACCCUCACUUUUCCUCAGCGAGCAAGCGAUUGAGCGACAAAUUGCAGAGAACCAAUUGUGAUGUUUGUGGUCCUGGACUGGACGAAUGUCCAUAGUCCGAAGAGGUACACGGUGUUCCUUUCCGUUGCAGAGUUUCAUGGUGUUGAUAUACCCCCUUUCGUAUUGUUAUCGGACAGAUUUUCAAACAACGAGC